AUGUCCCAAGACGACUACGAGCUGGAUUCCUACCAGCUAUACUUGAAGUACGAAGACACACCGCCGACAGAGGAUUGGAAACAAGCUGCUCUGAAUGGCCCGGCUUUACCUACUAUAGGCAAUGCUGUUGCUGGGGCCGUCGGUGCUGCAGCAUCCAACCUUGCCACCUACCCCCUCAGCCUUAUCAUUGCCAGAUUACAGACGCAGAAACAACGCAAGCAGAGAUCAGACGGAGAGAAAAGUGAUGAAGACGAAUAUACUGGAAUCCUAGAUGCCGCGCGUAAAAUAUACGCUAAAGGGGGGACCAGCAGUUUAUAUGCUGGCAUCACUCAAGACACAGCAAAAAGCGUGCUUGACGCCUUCCUCUUCUUCUUAGCGUAUGAGUUCUUCCGACAAAAGAGGAUUGCCGCAAGGUUUGGGUCUCAACGUCGGUCAAAGCGUACUGUUUUGCCUGUUCCGGAUGAAUUGGCGAUUGGGGUAUUGGCAGGAGCAUUUUCAAAGCUUUUCACAACACCAUUGUCGAAUAUCGUGGCUCGAAAACAAAUAUCGGGGCCUUCUUCUAGUUCGUCGGAUAUAGCAGCAAAAAUUCGGGCGGAGAAGGGCAUUGGGGGGUUCUGGUCAGGAUAUUCGGCAUCACUGAUUCUUACUCUGAACCCAUCGAUCACAUUUUUCCUUAACGAAAUGCUUAAAUACGCAAUUCGUCGUCGCAGCAAGAACGAGAAACCUUCUGCAGCAGUAACUUUCUUAGUAGCUGCCAUCAGCAAGUCAGCAGCGUCUUCGAUCACAUAUCCGUUCUCAAUGGCCAAGACUCGCUCCCAGGUCUCUGGCUCUGGUGCGGCCCCCGGAAAGAAACGCGCGAACACGAACACCGCCGGCGAACCGGAAGGGUCAGCUUUUAUGCCAUCAAUAAUCUCCAGUGUCAUUAACAUAGCUCGCACCGAAGGAGUUUCUGAACUUUACGCUGGUCUUCGUGGGGAAGUGCUGAAGGGUUUCUUUUCUCAUGGCUUUACUAUGCUUGCGAAAGACGCGGUAUACGCUGGGAUUGUACGAACAUACUAUCUUCUUCUCAUUAUCACUCGACGGUAUCCAAGUCCGGAAGAGCUGCUGGAGAGGGCUCGAGAGCGAGCUGAAGAAUACGCUGACGCCGCUCGAGAGGGUGCGAAAGGCCUCGCUGAGAAAGCGAAGAGCAGCACAGAAGAAGUCCUGGACAAUCACUCGGGUAAUAUAGCGGUUGACAUGACGUCCAAUGCAAGCCCAGUGGAUGUCGAUGCGAUGGCGUCCAACGAGACAGCGGAGCUGGUCGGUGACUACGUGGAGGACCAGGCCAGCGAAUGGAAGAGUCUGUACCAUUGGUUCUGGGAGAAGGAGAAAGAAUUGUACAUUAAUUAUUCUACAUACAUUGUCUCUCUCCCCAUCGCUUCCACACUUCCGUGGUUUAGCCUCUCUAUGUCGACCGAGCCGCAAGGUGGUCCUGGUCUGGGGGACCUUGAGAAAGAGCUGACUUGCUCGAUUUGCACAGAUUUGCUCUUUCAGCCGCUCACCCUCCUUGACUGCCUUCAUACUUUCUGUGGAUCUUGUUUGAAAGAAUGGUUCUACACCCAAGCAUCUCGUCGAUCGUCCUCCUCCGCCCCUCGAUAUACUUGCCCCUCGUGUCGUGCGAAAGUUCGCGAAACUCGUCCAAAUGCUACCGUCACGACACUCCUGGACAUGGUGCUGACCGCCAACCCUGAGCGUGCCAAGCCAGCUACUGAACGGGCUGAGAUUGAACAACGAUAUAAGCAUGGGGAGUCAGUUUUCCCCCCUAUCACUUCUCCCGGUGAUAGCUCCGCGGGGUCUGAUGGAGAGGACCAGAGAAUGGUGGAGGAGGUUCGUCAGUUGAGCCUACAGGAUUCUCAGAGCCAAUCGACAACAACUCAUAGGCAGCGGCAAUCUUCAAUCAAUCGCCGGAUGGAUAUUGCGGAGCUCGACCACCAACGAGAAGACAGUCGGUCCCGGCGACGACGGGAAGAGGAGCGAUCAACGCGGCGGCAACGGACCACUCGAACAACAAUAGGAGCAGGGCGGCCAGAGAGUGCUACGGAACGGACACGACGGGUCGAACACCAGUCAAGCCUACGGUCCCUAUUGAGCUUAUCGGAUACCGAGACUAUGGAGGAGGAGAUCCUACGACAAAUCUUUGAAGAAGGGCUCCUUGAAGAUAUAGACCUGGACAGUCUGGAGCCUGGACAAGAAGAGGAACUCAGCGAGCGCAUUGCUGAUGCGUAUCGUCGAAGGCAUAAUAUAUUACGGUCACGCUCCCAGCGACGGCAGGAUGCCCCAGAAUUGUUGCAAACACAGAGGCAGCCCCAUGCUCGCUCGCAGUCUAUGCAGAGACCGCAAGGGUCGACUAAUAGCUCUUCCAACCCGAGAUCGCCUCUGUUAGAACCUCCUACGCCUCAUGGACCAUCAAACCACCGGAGGCAGCUUUCUGAGCAAGGGAGCAACCGUCGGAGGAGAACGUCUCCGGUACCUUUUAAUCCAGCUUCGUCAUCUGAUGUUACACUCGGUCCUGCUCAGAGAUCUGCAAGUGAUGUAAUUCCAGAACGUCCCCGGAACUCGCACUCACGACCGCGGCCGACCGGUUCUGCCACCACACGUUCCCGGCGAGCCAAUUCUUCUUCCGACCAAAGCGUCCCUAAUAUCGUCAUCGGUGAAAGAAAUCGAGCGUCUAGUCACACUCGUACCAGAUCAUCCAUCGAUUCUCCGAGAGUGACUGCCGCAGCAGCACGAAACCCGCUCGACACUCCUGGCUCUGUGCGUCCUCGGAAUGGUGUAUCCGAUUUCCUCACGAACAGCUCUGUCGUGGCCGAAAUCAAUGGCCCAGCCACGCCAGAGUCACGCCAGAGACCAUCAUCCUCUCGCUCCAAUGCGGUGGUGCCGCCUGCCGACUCGUAUCUGGAACCCAACAUUUCAUGCGAUCGCUGCGGAAAGCUCAACAUUCAGUACGACCUACAUGGAAAAUGUGCUCAGUGUAAAGACGGCGACUUCCAUCUGUGUCUUAGAUGUUACCGUUCAGGACGAGGUUGCUUAGAGUGGAAGGGGUUUGGGACAUCCGCGCAAGCUGAAUUUGUAAGAACGAGAUUAAUCCCAGGUGACCGACCCAAGCGACCAGAGGGAGCUCAUCAUGUUCUCCAAUCUUUCAAAUAUUCCCGUCCUCCUGAGACAGCCGUUCGAUUUGUGAGAGAUGGAAGAGAGAUGACUAGUGAUAACCCUGCGCACAGAUUACAGCAAGGCCUCUUUUGUGAUCGAUGCCAAUCCUCUGCCAACGAGGGCCUUUGGACCUGCAGUCAAUGCAAUCAAGGUGACUGGGGAUUUUGCAACAGAUGUGUCAACCAGGGCAAAUGCUGCACCCACCCGCUACUCCCAAUCUGCCGCGUCAGGCCAGCUCGCAGCCCGCAAGAGCAGCCCACUGCUGACAGCAACACGGAAACGUUGAAAUUAUUGAGCAUUACCACUCGGUGUGAUGCUUGCACCAGUCCCAUCUCCACAUCGACGCUUCGGUUUCACUGCCUCCAGUGCAAUAACGGGGAUUAUGACCUCUGCGCGAAUUGCUACCUAAAGUUUGUCGCAACGUCAAAAAUACGCAAGGAGAACGGACUCAACGGAUGGCGUCGCUGCCUCAAGGGCCAUCGCAUGGUUGUUAUUGGGUUCGAAGAUUAUCCUGAAGGACAGCGCCGCGUCAUUGCGCGCAACCUUGUUGGCGGCCACGCUUUGAAGGACAAGCAUCUUGCGUCGGCCUCAUCCCCAGCUCAAGCCGCCCCCAGCGCUGGCGGAACGCCUACAGCGGAGAGUCCAUCUACUGUAGGUGACUGGAGCUGGAAAGAAGGAUCUGAGCGUCGAAAGAAAACUUCACGCGUCCGUGACCGCAUACCGAAUUCCGAUCCAAGCACUCCUUCCUCGCUCGACCCUAAUCAGCCACAAAGCCCCGUCACGGCUCCCUCGGCCUCCCGUCGCUUCCCACCAGACGGCGGCGUCGGCCUAAUCGUACAAGCAAUGUGGUCCUGGUACCCAGAAGAAGGCGUUUACGACGAGCUAAUGUUCCCUCGUGGCGCGGAAAUUACGGAGGCGGAAAACAUCAACAAUGACUGGUACUGGGGUUGUUAUGCCGGGAUGACGGGGCUAUUCCCUGGCUCUCACGUUUCCAUCAUAGCAGAAAUUGCCUAA
Aspergillus versicolor CBS 583.65 is the source of this 4203-nucleotide messenger RNA. Its product is annotated as SH3 domain protein. Bases 1 to 4203 code for a protein of 1400 amino acids. Gene Ontology annotation, molecular function: zinc ion binding; protein binding. The transcript has 5 exons. NCBI's taxonomy places the organism in Eukaryota, Fungi, Ascomycota, Eurotiomycetes, Eurotiales, Aspergillaceae. The record is from RefSeq and is a predicted model, not a curated record.